This is a messenger RNA of Anolis carolinensis (green anole), 2587 nucleotides long. RefSeq names its product UDP-glucuronate decarboxylase 1 (gene uxs1). Gene Ontology annotation, cellular component: cytoplasm. Gene Ontology annotation, molecular function: UDP-glucuronate decarboxylase activity; NAD+ binding. The record is from RefSeq and is a predicted model, not a curated record. NCBI's taxonomy places the organism in Eukaryota, Metazoa, Chordata, Lepidosauria, Squamata, Anolidae. Gene Ontology annotation, biological process: D-xylose metabolic process. The transcript has 15 exons. The coding region runs from base 208 to 1476 and encodes 422 amino acids.
GAUGAGUGGCUGGGGGAAGAGUGAGAGAGAGCGUGCGCGCAUGCGCGGCGGCGUCGCGGCCGGGAAACUGGCUCGGCCGCGGUUGCUGGGGCUGCUGAACCGGCGCAGAACCGGGUUCGUGCCUCCGAUGCUUUCUCGUGCGGUGGCUGUGGGAUCGUGGGUUCCGGGCUGGUAGUUUUCCCAACCCCCUUUGCCUUGAGGAAGGGGAUGCUGAGCAAAGGGACGCUGCAGCGCGUGCUGUCUGCCGUCAACCGGAGGAGGAGGAUGAAGCUGCUCAUGGGGCUCGCCUUGGUCGCCUACGUCGCCUCUGUCUGGGGAAAUGUACUCAACAUGAGAUCUAUCCAAGACAAUGGUGAUCAGAAGGUAGAAAAUAAAAUUGAAGAGGUCAUUGGACCUUUAAGGGAGAAGAUCCAAGAGCUAGAGAAAAGUUUUACUCAGAAGUAUCCACCAGUGAAGUUUCUAUCUGAAAAGGACCGUAAAAGAAUUUUGAUAACUGGAGGAGCAGGGUUUGUGGGUUCUCAUCUUACUGACAAACUAAUGAUGGAUGGCCAUGAAGUUACAGUUGUGGACAACUUCUUUACGGGCAGGAAAAGAAACGUGGAGCACUGGAUUGGCCAUGAGAACUUUGAACUGAUAAAUCAUGAUGUCGUAGAGCCCCUUUACAUUGAAGUGGAUCAGAUUUACCAUCUAGCCUCUCCAGCAUCCCCUCCAAAUUACAUGUAUAAUCCUAUUAAGACAUUAAAGACCAACACAAUUGGGACACUGAACAUGUUGGGAUUAGCAAAACGUGUUGGAGCACGGCUCUUACUUGCGUCCACAUCUGAAGUGUACGGAGAUCCUGAAGUUCACCCACAAAAUGAAGAUUACUGGGGUCAUGUGAACCCUAUAGGGCCUAGAGCAUGUUAUGAUGAAGGAAAAAGAGUUGCUGAAACAAUGUGCUAUGCCUACAUGAAGCAGGAAGGUGUAGAAGUAAGAGUUGCAAGGAUAUUCAACACUUUUGGCCCUCGAAUGCACAUGAACGACGGCAGAGUUGUCAGUAACUUCAUCCUGCAGGCUCUUCAGGGAGAACCGUUAACUGUCUAUGGGCCUGGCACACAAACUAGAGCAUUCCAAUAUGUCAGUGACCUUGUGAAUGGGCUGGUGGCUUUAAUGAACAGCAAUGUUAGCAGUCCUGUUAAUUUGGGGAACCCGGAAGAGCAUUCUAUUCUAGAAUUCGCCCAGUUAAUUAAAAAACUUGUUGGCAGUGGAAGUGAGAUCCAGUUUCUGUCAGAAGCUCAAGAUGACCCUCAGAAAAGGAAGCCUGACAUCAAGAAAGCCAAGUUACUACUUGGAUGGGAACCUGUGGUUCCUUUGGAAGAAGGCUUAAAUAAAGCAAUCCAUUACUUUCGGAAAGAACUUGAAUAUCAAGCAAAUAAUCAAUAUAUUCCCAAACCAAAACCCGCCAGGAUAAAAAAAGGAAGAACCAGACAUAACUAAAAACAUUUGGACAGGAAACAACUUUCCUUACCUUGCAUUUGAGAAGAUCUAAUUUUGCCUUUUUUUUUGAAAAAGACUUCAGAAACAGGUAUCAUGAAGAAGCGAAAACUGGAAUUUCACUCUGAAGCUUGCUUUAAAGAAGUGGAUGUGCCUAAAUAUGAAAACUGCAACCUUUGCCUUGCACUUUUUAAAUCUGUCUUUUUAUGUAAAAUAGGAGCAUCUUUUUUAGUAUCUUCAAGUUUUAUAUCUUGCUGUGAGAUCAUUUUGUUGUGACUGUCCUUGACAGUUUUAUUUACUGGUUUCUUUGUGAAGCUGCAGAUAAGAUGGGAAAUGCCAAUUUAUUUAUAAAAGUGGGUACUAUAAGUGAGAGAUACUAUGCAUAAAGGUAAAAAAAAUUGCAGUAUUGUCAAAGUGACAAACACUGGCAUUUAGUAUUAUAGGAUUAUAAAAACUCUGUAUGAGAGCUUUAUGUAUUCUUUUGAAAUCUGUUUGUUUUUCAGAUGUUUAGUUCUAGUUGCACACUUGAAUUUGAAAAUAUUUCCACUGACUAUCAUGGAUAAAUGCUAUUUUAAAUCACUACUGUGUUGUGCAUACUCUGGGGCAAAAUUCUGUAUUAUUGGUUACCAGUGGUUGAAUAUGCUAUUUUAAUAAAAUAUUGAAACUUACAGAUUUCAGUAAGUAAAAAUUCUAUGAUAUUUGUGGUGGAGCAUGCCUUUGACCUAUUGAUGUAAAGGUCUAUAAAACAUUGAUAUAUUUAUAUAAAAGUCUUUGAAAAAGAAUGUCAGACUUUUGGCAUUUGCUCUCUCAACCAAUAUUGAGUGAGGUUUUAAUAUGUGCCACUGAAACCAAUACUCUUAAAGGUACUCCCUUGGAUUUUUAUGAAUCUGUUAGUCAUAUACUGAAGCUGAAUAUAAUACCUUCCUGCUUACAUUUUCCUUACUGCUAAAACUGUAUUGCUCUUUGCAGUAGUAAUUGACACUUUUCUAUCAUUCACUCCUAAUGACUUAAUUUAAUUACACUGGUGCAAAACUACAAAAACAGUGUCUCCCUGAUGUAUUUAUAUUAGUGAGAAAUGUUCUGGUCAUACUAAAUAAACUUGUCACCAGCUUUA